Messenger RNA from Rosa rugosa (rugosa rose), 3868 nucleotides. RefSeq names its product probable LRR receptor-like serine/threonine-protein kinase At3g47570. Gene Ontology annotation, molecular function: protein binding; protein kinase activity; ATP binding. Gene Ontology annotation, biological process: protein phosphorylation. Lineage: Eukaryota; Viridiplantae; Streptophyta; Magnoliopsida; Rosales; Rosaceae. The transcript is spliced from 3 exons. The record is from RefSeq and is a predicted model, not a curated record. Bases 189 to 3335 code for a protein of 1048 amino acids.
CCUUUUCCACGGAUGACUUUGUUUAUGAUAAGAUUGGCAAAUCUCUGGCCUAUAGAAUCAAGCUAUUCACCAUUUUUUUUUCUUUCUCUCCAGUCUUCACAGCAACUUGAGAAACCUUGCCAGACUUUUUCAUUUUAAACUCUGGCUCCCAAUUAAAAAAUUUGAGCUAUACUUUGUGGCUUAAAUUAAUGGAGAUCUCAUCCAUGGGUGUGAGGAUUUGGUCAGUAUUCAUGCAACUGUUUCCCCUGAUGAUCAUCACUUUGGCCUCUUCAAAUCUGAGAGGAAAUGAGGUGGAAAGACUGUCCUUGCUUGCCUUCAAAUCUGAAAUUGUCAGUGAUCCUCUGGGCAUCCUUAGCUCCUGGAGUGAUUCCUCCAACUUAUGUGAUGAGUGGCGAGGGAUUACUUGCGGCCGAAGACACCCGAGAGUCACGGUUCUGGACCUCCAGUCAAGCCAGCUGACGGGUACCCUAUCUUCACACAUCGGAAACUUGAGCUUUCUCAGGACAUUAAAUCUCCAAAACAAUAGCUUCCACGGCACCAUCCCUCAAGAAGUUGGUCGAUUGUCCCGGCUGCAGGGACUACACCUCGGGUACAACUUGUUCAGAGGUUAUAUCCCCAUCAAUAUAUCACAUUGUUCUAAUCUCCAAUCUCUUGUUUUGGCUACUAACCAUCUUACUGGCAAAAUUCCAAUAGAAAUUGGCUCAUUGUUGAAGCUUGAAGAACUUAAUGUGCGCAGGAACAAUUUAUCAGGGGAAAUUCCCCCUUCCCUUGGAAAUCUUUCUUCUCUUGAGAUUCUUUCUGUGGAAGGAAAUAAUCUGCAAGGUGGCCUCAUGAAUAGCCUUGGGAAAUUGAAAAGCAUAAGAGUUCUUGCAUUGGGUACAAAUAGAUUUUCUGGUACCAUCCCUCCCUCCAUAUACAACCUUUCUUCAAUUCAAAACAUUUCUGUGAUUGGAAACCAAUUUCAUGGAACUCUUCCUUCAGGGUUGGGCUACACAAUAUUUCCAAACCUUCAAAUCUUUCAGUUCCAAAUGAACAGCUUCAGCGGACCAAUUCCAUCUACGAUCUCAAACGCAUCCAACCUUUCACUAUUUGGGAUCUCUGAUAAUAUUUUUACCGGAAAAGUCCCUAGUCUGGCAAGACUGUCCAAUCUGGUUCGGUUGGAAAUUGAUGAUAAUAUUCUUGGAAAUGAGGAUGAUGACUUGGAAUUUCUCUCUUCUCUGGUUAAUUGUACCAGUUUAGAACUUAUGGAUAUUAGUGGGAAUAAAUUUCAAGGAGUGCUACCUGAAUCUAUCAGCAAUCUCUCAAGAAACCUCGAGGUAAUGAGCUUAGGAAGGAAUCAGCUAAGCGGAAGCAUUCCUAUUGGGAUUGGAAAUCUCCUCAACGUGGGAGUACUAAGCUUAAAGGAAAACCUAUUGACAGGCAACAUACCAAAUUCAGUAUGUGAGAUAAGUAGAUUGUACGAUCUGUUUUUAAGUUAUAAUCAUCUAUCAGGUACUAUCCCAUCUUGUCUGGGAAACCUAACUUUGUUAAGUAGCUUAGUUCUCCAGUCAAACAACUUGCAAGGUGGCAUACCACAAAGUCUUGGUCAGUGCAAGAAUUUGUUAGAAUUGGUUCUUUCUCAAAAUCAUCUCAUCGGACCUAUUCCGCAAGAAGUCUUCCGUUUAUCAUCCCUGUCACUAGUUUUGGAUUUAUCCAGUAACCACCUUAGUGGUUAUAUUCCCAAUGAAGUAGGUUCUUUGCAUAAUCUUGGUUCCUUGAAUCUUGCUCAAAAUAGAUUAUUUGGGGAAAUUCCACUAGGUUUAGGGGCAUGCUUAAGCUUAGAAAGUUUGAACCUCAAUGGAAACUUGUUGCAGGGGGGAAUUCCUCAAUUUUUAAGUUCGUUGAGAGGGAUUGGAGAUCUCAACCUCUCUUGUAACAGCUUCUCUGGAAAAAUUCCCAAUUAUUUGCAGAGGUUCCCCUUCUUGCAGAAUUUAGACCUCUCAUUUAAUGAUUUUGAAGGUGAAGUACCCAUUGAAGGAAUUUUCAGGAAUACAAGUGCGGUUUCUCUCAUGGGAAACAGAGGACUUUGUGGAGGUAUACCUCAGUUAAGAUUGCCUAUAUGUACCAGUAUCACCCCCGAUCAACCUAGGAAGCCGCCUAAGCCAGCUAAAGCAUUAAUACAUUAUAAGCUGGCUGUUCUCAUAAUUUCUUCUGGGGCCGUUGGAGUUAUUUGGUUAUUGUACUUUGUGCUCCUUUAUAGAUCAAGAGAAUCAAGAGUUGAGUCAUCUUCAGAACCAUCAUUGGAUGUUUCAUUCUUAAAAUUGUCAUACAGAGAUCUCCUGAAAGCAACUGAUGGCUUUUCUUCUCAGAAUUUAAUUGGUUCCGGUAGCUCUGGUUCUGUGUACUGGGGAGUUCUUGAUCAGCCUGAAGAAAGAAUUGUUGCUGUGAAAGUACUCAAUCUUCAGAGUUCAAGAGCUUCUAGAAGUUUCAUAUCUGAAUGUGAAGUGCUGAAAAGCAUAAGGCACCGGAAUCUUGUCAGACUAGUGACUGCUUGCUCAAGUAUUGAUUUUCAAGGGAACGAAUUCAAAGCUUUGGUCUUUGAGUUCAUGUUGGAUGGAAAUCUAGAUGAAUGGUUACACUAUUCAGCUGAAAGAGUGGUUGGGGCCCCAAUUGUGCUGCUUCAUUUGAAUCUUCUUCAAAGGGUAACGAUUGCCAUUGACGUAGCUAGUGCUCUGGAUUACUUGCACAAUCGCUUUCACGUCCCAAUAGUUCACUGUGAUUUGAAGCCGAGUAACAUUCUCCUAGAAAAUGACAUGACUGCCUGUGUUUGUGAUUUUGGGUUAGCAACCUACCUCCCAGAUACUUCUUGUCCAGUCCCUUCAGUGCAGAACCCUUCCAAUUCGAUAAGGGGUACCAUUGGCUAUAUUGCCCCAGAGUAUGGCAUGGGAAGUGCGGUGUCAACAUAUGGGGACGUAUAUAGCUAUGGAAUCCUGUUACUGGAGAUGCUUACUGGUAAGAGGCCAACAGACAACAUGUUUAGAGAUGACAAGAACUUGCACAACUUUGUUCUGAUGGCUUUGCCUGAACGUGUGAAAGAAAUAUGUGAUCCGGUGCUUCUUCAAGAAAAGGAAAGCAGCACUAGUACAAAUCCCGCAAGCAAUAGGAGUGAUGUCCAAAAUGAUGAAACACAAAGAGUUGAAGAGUGCCUUAUUUCCAUUGCUAGGAUAGGAGUUGCUUGUUCCGUGCAUUUGCCCAAAGCGCGAAUGGAGAUUGGGGAAGUUUUAGCUGAAUUACGUGUAAUAAGGGAUGUACUGACUGGAACCGGGAUGCCUAUAGAGCAUAUGAUCACUGCCUAAGGCCUUAGCCGCCGCCAAUGAUUUGUUGUGGGAGAGUCCACAUAGAGUCACAGAUAAACCCGCUUUCAUUAUUUGAGCUCUGAUUCGGAAAAUCCAAUGGACUGCCUCUUCUUUCAAGACACGUGUUAAGACGGAUUUUAUCAAACGGGUUUCUGCAUCACCCACCAAAACCUUGAUGAAUAGCCCUGCUCUGAUUUCAACAGCACCAUAUUUUCUGCCUAAUUUUCUCCCGCAAAAUUCAAAAUGUAAACUCUAACCAAAUCUUUAGAAUAAAAAAGUAACUUUUCUCAACUUAAAUUGAACCUUAUUGAAGAAUUUAAGUAAAGUUCUGUCAUUAAGAACCCCGUGAUUUUGUUUUCUUUUCAAUAUACUACAGUAAAACUACUACUGCAGUAAAUUUGGUGCACCAUAAACAUUUCUCUUUGGCUUGCACUAGAUAUGACAGAUCACAGGCACAAGCCAUUCAAGUUAUCAUGUCUAUGAAACAGAGAACAUAUAUAGCAGGGAUGAUAAACAUGGUGUAAAGAAUAGAU